This is a messenger RNA of Sphaerodactylus townsendi, 2179 nucleotides long. RefSeq names its product otoconin 90 (gene OC90). Gene Ontology annotation, molecular function: calcium ion binding; phospholipid binding. Gene Ontology annotation, cellular component: extracellular matrix. Bases 76 to 2016 code for a protein of 646 amino acids. Gene Ontology annotation, biological process: arachidonate secretion; phospholipid metabolic process; lipid catabolic process. The record is from RefSeq and is a predicted model, not a curated record. Lineage: Eukaryota; Metazoa; Chordata; Lepidosauria; Squamata; Sphaerodactylidae. The transcript is spliced from 23 exons.
AGCCAGGUUUGCCAUCCUCUUCCUCUGCUUUCGAGGUAUUUGCCUGAAGCUGAUAGUCGCUGAGACGUCUCCUCCAUGAGUCUGUCAAAUUCUUUCACAUCCGGUGGUGGCCAAAGUUUCUACAAAACAAUGAUGAUAAUUCUACUGGUGACUAUGUUGAUGGUCUUGCACAGCGGCGGGCAAGGGUCAGAGCUGCCAGCUCUUCUGAUGGAUCUUCCCAAUGCACCGGAUAUAAACCCAAAUAAUUUGACGUUCUUCAAUGGGGUCUUUGCGAAUGUGGAAGGGGUCGCAUUCUUUUUUGAUUGUUUGGGUUCCCACUUCACGUGGCUCCAGGCCAUCUUCACGAACUUCCCCGCCCUCCUCACCUUUGUGAGCAAACUGAAGUGUGUGACUGACCUCUGCCCGAGAGAUUUUGAAGACUACGGCUGUGCCUGCAGAUAUGAGAUGGAAGGACUCCCCGUGGAUGAAGCAGACAAUUGCUGCUUCCAACACCGCAAGUGUUAUGAAGAAGCAACAGAGGAAGAUUGCGUGUGGGACCCUUCCAAGAUCACCGUGGAUGUCAGCUGCCUAACCAAAAACCUCACCUGUGAGUCUGAAGAUCGCUGUGAACGCCUUCUCUGCAACUGCGACAAAGCGGCUAUUGAAUGCUUUGUGCAUUCUCGUAUUAACUCUUCCUUGAACAGCCUGGAUGUUUCAGUCUGUGCCUCUCUAAUUACGGAAACCGCUACUGAGAAAACUCAGGCAACUGUUUCUGCAGUAGAGCUGAGGCAACAGGCGACUGAAAAUUCACCAUUCACACCUGUAGCUGUGGCUGAGGUAAUUCCACAAUCUACUGGUGAUACAAUGCUAAGGACUCCAGGGGCAGAAUUUACACCAGCUGUGCUGCAGGAUGAAGGUCUGGAGAUCCUCAGAGGAGCAGAUGUUCCUUCGGAGUCCGGUGACCUAUUGCUGAAGACCCCUGAAGCAGGAGUAGAUGUUCCUCCAGAGUCUGGUGACGCGUUGCUGAAGACCGCUGAAUCAGGAGAUGUGCCUCCAGAGUCUAGUGAUCUACUGUUGAGGAAUGCUGAAGCAGGAGAUGUGCCUCCAGAGUCCAGUGACCUGUUGUUGAGGAAUGCUGAAGCAGGAGAAGUCCCAGGGGACGUAUUUGCUGUAUUUGAAGAGGCGAUGCCAAGUGGGAUGACAGAAAAAGUUUUCCUCCCAGACGGAGAGACAACGACAGCUCUACCACCACAUAUUAAUUCUAUACAGCCAGAGGUAGCGCCAACUUCAGCUAUUCCUGGAGGAUCAACAGACAAAGCAACAGGCAAUCUUUUCAAGAUAGUAGGUCCCGGAGAGGAAAGUACCACUUAUUCUACAUUUACUCCAGAAGAUACCCUGGAACCUGUGGAUGCUUUUGGAAAAGUGUGUGACCGUUUUACUUUUCUUCAACUGCGAGACAACGGCCAAGUGAAGAGGGAGAUGCCGCAGCUGGGCGAGAUGCUCUAUUGCUUAACAGACCGGUGCCCAGGGGACUUUGAACUGUAUGGGUGUUAUUGUGGCCAGGAGGGAAAAGGCCAUCCUACAGAUGAUUUGGACAGGUGUUGUUUCUCUCAUCACUGCUGUCUGGAGCAACUGAAGAAACUUGGCUGCCAUCCGGAGAGGAAUUCAAGAUCUGAAGUUCUGUGUUUUGAUCAUACACCAAAGUGCAUCGGGUGGACAAUGUGCGAAAAGCUCAUGUGUGCCUGUGACAAGGCGGCCGCAGAGUGCAUGUCUACUGCCCCAUUCAAUGAAAGCCUGUCAUUCCCCAACAGCCACAUGUGCCAAGAGGACAGACUGUUUUGCCGCCGGGGGGCACAGGAAAGGCCCUCAAGUAGUGCUGGGACCGAGAGCCGAACCUCCAGUGAAGAAGAGAGCAGCAGCGAGGAAGUAGGGGUGCCAACGAGCACUUUGAGAAGGGCGAAGCGAGCUGCACACCGAACACGGAAAACUCCAUCAUUUAAAGGGGAAAAAUACACAGAAACUGGGAACCGUUUUUGACGACCGCAGAGGAUACUCAAUACACACAAAGAUCUGGAAACUUCAUCUCAUAGACCGGAAUGGAUCGGUAAUGAACAUGGCCAGCGGUGAUUGCUGCGGUGCCGGAAGGGCUUGGAGGAGGUCUACAGAAAUAAAAAAAAUAAAAUGUUAUUUCUCUGCUUCA